Molecule: messenger RNA, 7393 nt
Organism: Liolophura sinensis
Lineage: Eukaryota; Metazoa; Mollusca; Polyplacophora; Chitonida; Chitonidae
Product: signal transducer and activator of transcription 5B-like
Exons: 22
Coding region: 16-2700 (894 amino acids)
Biological process (GO): regulation of DNA-templated transcription; signal transduction
Molecular function (GO): DNA binding; DNA-binding transcription factor activity
Source: RefSeq, a predicted model, not a curated record
ACAUGUACAUCUGCCAUGGCAUCAGCUCAAUCCUACAAUGGUGUGUUGCUGUCACCUUGUACCCACAGAGGCAGCCCAACCAAUCAGGAUGCCCAAUCAUUCCCAAGGGGUCUUGGGUCGACCCCUCACUUAUAUCGUAGUCACUCUUUGGACGGGACAGGGGGCCGCUGCCUGCCCACCUAUAGCCACCCUCUAUAUUACUGUAACCACAGGACUUCCACGGGCUGGCAGGAGGAGCAGGAUGUUAAACCUCUCGUGAGUUCUGAAGGCAAAUUGGUAUUGGAUGCAGGAAUGGCAUCUUGGUCACUGGCGCAGCAACUUCCUGCUGACACCCUUAGGAGGAUCUAUGGGCCAAACUUUCCCCUGGAGGUGCGCCAUGUCCUAGCACAGUGGAUAGAAAAGGUCCCAUGGGCUGAAAUCAAUUUGAACACCCCGGGUCAUGAGGGAUAUGCCCGACAGCUGCUGGAUGAAAUGCUCAUGAAACUGGAGAAGACCUGCAAUGAUUUGGGACAGGACAACUUCCUCCUAAAGAUGAAACUGGGCGAGGCAGCCACGCAGUUCAUGAAUAUGUACACCAGCAAUCCAUUCAACUUAGUCAGGGCUGUGAAGAACUGUUUGGACAAAGAACGUAUAGCCUUGCAACAGACAGGAAAUGCUCAAAUGAACAGUGAACUGGCUUCCCAAUCUGCAGUGGAGAGAGAGAUCAUGGAGAAGUUGGAAUUUCUGCAGAGUAAAACUCAUGAGACAGAGAAUGACUUGAGGGUGUUACAAGAAAAGCAGGAAGGUUUCAUCAUUCAAUAUGAGGAAAAUGUUAAGCUCAGUUAUCAGCUCCAGCAGAUACAGAAUCUACAACCGAAUAACCCAGACAGGGAGCGACAAAUCAGACAUCAGAAAGCUGUAGUGGAAUCAGAUCUGUCUCGCAAGUUGCAGGAGUUGCUUCAGCUCCGUGUGGGCUUUGCUCAGAAACAUGACCACAGCUUUAACCUGCUCCAGGAAGUGCAGAACAAGGUGAUCAAUGAUGAGUUAGUGGAGUGGAAGAGGAAGCAGCAGCUGGCAGGCAUUGGGGUUCCCUUUGAUGGCAGCCUGGACAACCUGCAGCAAUGGUGUGAGAGUUUGGCUGAAAUCCUCUGGCAGAAUAGACAACAGCUCAAAAAACUGGAUAUGCUACAGGCACGCCUCCCAAUUGACCUUCCUGCAGGACAAGUGAACCUUUUACCUAAACUAGAUACUGCUAUCACAGGUCUUCUCUCCUCUCUGGUAACAAGCACAUUUAUUGUAGAAAACCAGCCCCCUCAGGUGUUAAAGAAAGAUUCCAGGUUCACAGCCACAGUCCGUCUUCUGGUUGGGGGUAAGCUCAACGUCCACAUGAACCCCUUGAAGGUAGAGGCUUCCAUUAUCAGUGAGGCCCAGGCUCGCUCCCUACUUGAGAGUGAGAGAAACAAUGCCCGUGAACGAGAAACAAGUGGAGAAAUUCUUAACCAUUCCGGAACCAUGGAAUACCAACAGGCCACAGGACAACUCAGUAUAACCUUCAGAAACAUGCAACUGAAGAGAAUAAAACGGGCGGAGCGUAGAGGUGCUGAAGUUCAUGCUGUGACUGAAGAUAAAUUUUCCAUUUUAUUCCAAUCCUCCUUUGAUCUGGGAGGAGGAGAGUUGUUGUUCCGGGUGUGGACCCUGUCAUUACCAGUGGUUGUGACUGUUCAUGGUAAUCAGGAGUGCAAUGCCUUGGCCACAGUCAUGUGGGAUAAUGCUUUCUCCCAACAGGGUCGUAUACCAUUCCAAGUCCCGGACAAAGUCCAGUGGCCCAUGGUGGCAGACAUGCUGCAAUCCAAGUUUAAGUCAUUUGUUGGUGUCAACCUUACACAAGAAAAUCUCAACUAUUUAGCCAGCAAAGUAUUUGGUGGAACAUCCAUGGAGGACUAUUCCACUCGCACCAUCACCUGGUCACAGUUCAAUAAGGAACCGAUUGCAGCCCGUACCUUUACAUUUUGGGAGUGGUUCUAUGCUAUUUUGAAACUGAGCAAGGAACAUUUAAAAGAACCCUGGGGGGAUGGCUCUAUCGGUGGUUUUAUUGGAAAGUCAGAGGCUCAGGAGUGGCUGAUGUCUAAAGAGAAUGGCACUUUCCUACUGCGGUUCAGUGACUCUGAGAUAGGGGGGAUAACUAUAGCCUGGGUGGCAGAGGAUAACAAGACACCCAGUGAAAACUCCCGUCAGGUGUGGAACCUUGCCCCAUACACAGCCAAAGACUUUGCCAUACGAAGCCUGGCUGACCGCAUCAAGGACCUGCCUAACCUGGUCUAUCUGUACCCACACACACCCAAAGACGAUGCCUUCAGCAAGUAUUAUACAACGGCAGCUGAACCGAAAGCCAGGGAUGGAUAUAUUCCCUCCAAACUUGUCAACAAAAUUGAAGAUAUUCCUCAUAGCCUAUUUACUGCUGCCCCUCUGAGCCCUGACAACCCACAGACUCCCCAGCCAAUUGGGGCACAGUCCCCCAGCUCGGAGUAUGGCAAUCCACUGGUUUACAGUAUGCAUCCCAUGGAGACACCAAAUGAGCUGAUGCUCUCAGGUCUGAUGGAUUACAACCCCGAUGACAUUGUUCAGAUUGACGACAUUGAUCGUAUUAAUGUCAGUGAACUGCUGGCUGGCACAAACAAUGGCAUGCAUCAGGCAGACAUAGAGUCUAUGAUGCAACAUUAGACAUCAUCUACAGCACAAAGUCCUGACUUCUAUGUAGUGUGGGUAUUCAGGUAUUCAGAAUUGUGUUGUGCUGCUGUGUGAAAAUUUACACCAGUGAAUGUGGCUGUGAAGACCUGACUCAUGUUGUAGUGUGGUAUUCAGACCCCAGCGAAUGUUCAUGUAGCUGUAAAUGACUGGCACAUGUUGUAGUGUGUGAAUAUACAUGUACAUAAUUUCAGUAUUGGUGCUGUGGCUAUGUGUAACUGGACAGAUCUGGCUCAUGGUGUAUUAUGCUAUUACAUGAUGGAUGUAGAGGCACCAUCUAUUGUGGCUGUAAAAUCCUGCCUUUGCAGUAGUGUGUAAUUGAAAUAUGGAUAUUGGUGCUGUUGCCUAAUGUGGCUGUAAAUAGCUGGCUCAUGGUGUAUUAUGUUACUGAUCUGUAUAUAUGGAGACCCAUCUAAUGUAGCCAUAAAGACCUGGCCCAUUGUGUGUCAUGCUACUACACUGAGGAUAUAGAGGCUCCAGCUAAUGUCAUCCUUAAGACCUGGUUCAAGGUGUAGUAUGCUACUGCUCUGUAUAUAUGGAGACCCCAGCUAAUGUAGCCAUAAAGACCUGGCACAUUGUGUGUCAUGCUACUACACUGAGGAUAUAGAGGCUCCAGCUAAUGUCAUCCUUAAGACCUGGCUCAAGGUGUAGUAUGCUACUGCUCUGUAUAUAUGGAGACCCCAGCUAAUGUAGCCAUAAAGACCUGGCACAUUGUGUGUCAUGCUACUACAGCUAAUGUCCUCCUAAAGACCUGGCUCAAGGUGUAUUAUGGUACUACACUGUGGAUAUAGAGGCUACAGCUAAUGCAGUCAUAAAGUCCCAUAGUAUGUCAUGCUACUACACUAAGGAUAUACAUGUAAAGGCCCUAGCUAAUUUAGGCCAACAUGUAGCUGUGAAAACCUGGCCCAUGCUAUAGCUACUAGACUAUGGAUAUUCAUGUAGAGACUCUAGCUAACAUAGUUUUAAUGACAUGGUUCAUGGUGUCCUACUAUUACACUACCUGUAUGGAUAUAGAGGCUCCAGCAAAUGUUCAGUAUGUGAGUGUUGACUGGCUGAACCCCUCCACCAGUGUGCUCUGAUAGUGCAGGUUGUUCCGUCGGCUCAGCAAGCAAAUUGUAAUUUGUAGUUCCGAGAAAACACCAAAACAGUUGCCUCCAUCUUUCUGAAGGCUCAUGGCUUUCUGGGCAAACCCUUGAUGCUCGCCUGUUGAUCUGGGAUGGUAGUUGAACGGUUUCAGCCUGCAAAACUUAUCUCCAGCUGUCUGAAAGGCCACAGAUCCCAGGGUAUCCUGGACACUCGACUAUUGGGCUGAGUUGAUAGUAGUUCUGCUGCUUCAGAAAUUAUGCAGCAUUCGCCACUUGUGGUUGAAUAGCCGUUCGCACAUGCUUAAAAUAUGUCCUGUAUUCUGUUCAUAUGCUGUGUAUUUUUCAGAUGUCUCAUCUGAUGACUCUUGGAAACCCUGUUUAUUUGCUUUAAUUCAGACUUCCAUCUGUUCCUUUCAGCUUACACCCUGUUUUGCUGGGCAAGCCGUAGUAUAUAAGGUUAAGAUGUCACCAGUGACCAUCAUUUGGUCAAGGAAUAUUGGUUAUUGGUUUUGAACCUAUGUAUACCGUAGUCCAAAACUUAUUUAACCAGAUUUUUGAAGAUAAAUUGUGAAUGACAUCACUACAGUUAUAUAAUGUUCAUUAAGAAUGGCUCAUCUAGUUUCAAACCAGAAUGCUGUUCUUUCUUUAGCUAUAAUUUUCAACCCAUUUUAACCAGCUCUUGCCUUGUUCUAAUAGGGUUUAAUAGGAUGUUUUAUUAUGCAUGUAUACCUGAGCCCAUUUAACUAAUUAUACUAUUUCAUUUUAUGUAAUUUUAAGGCUUCUGUUAAAACAUUUUUCAAAUGUUGCCCUCUGUCUGUUUGUUGUCCGUCUGUUCAUUUGUUUUCUUUUUUUCAUAAUUGGAAGUCUGCUGAUAUUUUAGAUGUUUGUACAUUGUUAGGAAAUCUGGAUUUUUCCUCUUAUAAAGCCUAAUGUGUCCAGGACAUGCACAUGUUACUGUGGCUACACCAAUGUGUGCAGUGCUGGAUCAUUGUCAUGGGUACAUGGGUCAGAAGUAUAUAUUAUCAUGGCUAAGGUCAAAGCAGUUACAGUGUAAUAUUUGACUGUUUAAUAUGUUUGUCCUCACUAAAACUGUUACGCACAUGAACAGUCCCAGGGUUGAUGUAUGCUACCUACGAUUCCCUUUUCACUGCUGGCUUGGUGGUUGUUCCUGCUUUAGUAUAAAGCACAGUUGAUACAUAUAUAUGUAUAUAUAUAUAUAUAUACACUGCACGUACACGUGUGGUCAUCACUCUAAAUGCUGAAUACCAUUGAUAUAGAUUGGGAAAGGUUUAACAGACAUGUAUACGUACAAGCUAGAACGUCCUAGGAAACCCUGUGUACAGCCAUCAAGUCUAAAUGUACAUCACAAACCUGCUGGUGUCAGCAGUGUCCUGUAUAGUGCCUGAUGGGGUGCGUGCUAUGGUGUCUGGUAUCUAUAAGGUGUUAAAUUAUCUAAAAUUUCACCUUUGACCUUAAAUUGCAGAGAGUUUUAUUGAUAUUGGAUAGGUGUUUUUAGCUUUGUUUAGAAGGUAGGGAAAAUGUAAGUUUCAGCACAAAAAGUAAAAUGUUAGGACCUUUUUGUUUUUUGGCCUCUAAAUAUUCAUUUUUUAGAGCGAAAUUUUAGGUCAUUUAAUGUACUCCUCACCAAGCAAGUUUUGUGGUUUUUUACUGUAUAUAUUCAUCAUGAAUCAUUAAAAGUAUGGUAUAUGUGUUGUACUUAAUGUAUUGCAAGAACUCACAAUCAUGUCAGUAGUGGCACCAUGUUGUGAAUGUUACUUAAGAAUGAUAUUGUAACGGUAUUUGCAGCUGAGGUAACAUGUAUGCUGGUCCACAGUUAUGACUAGUUAUGUCUUGGCUAUGUAUACAAGUAUGUAUGUAACUCUACACAUUGUGUCAUAAGUAUGAUCAAGGGGAUCAAAUCCUCAGGCUGUGUAGAUGGAACUAUGUGGAAUGUGUUGUGAGAAUAAGGUGUGUUUUUAGUGAGGACAUUAUGACUGCACAGUUUAGUUGAUCUUAAUAGAAAAUCGUGAACAGGUAAUGUAACCAUGUCUUAACAGACAAAAACAGUUGUGUUUUAGCAUGUCACUGAUGGCGAUAUCAUCACUCGUGACGAACAUCCGAUUUUGUGAGGCCCUGUCAUAAAACCUUCACUACAUGUAUGUUCUACAUACUGUUCGUUGUUAAAAUGCGAAGAAAACAGAAGUAGACAGAGUUAUCCCCCUUCCUGCACAACUGCUGGAUUGUAUGUAUCCAUUGCAGACUGUUACAGUCUGCCUCUGCCUUCCCUGUAUGUGGUUGUUUGUGCUUGUGAUGCUCAUUUCAUGUCUUUUUUGGUGCAUGUUAAUCAUUUUGGUGCUGCUGGCCUCAUGAGAGAAUAUGAAUUUGUCUUCUUUAAAUAUUGUGUAUAUAAAUGUGAGAUACCAUAUUGCUGUUGGUUGAAACUUCUAAUGACAAUGUUCGUUGUUUUACACUUAUAGGCCACACCCACACAAGUUUAACAAGUUUUACCCAUUUUCAGUUUCGCCUUCCAUGUUUGCACAAGUACAAGUUUGCUGCACACAGUUAUUCUUGUAAACUUUGGGGUGUCAUUUUAAACCUGAAAAUGUAACUUUUCAAGUUUUUAAGGAAAUGUAAAAUGAGGUUAUGUUGUUAAAUGAACAUGGACAUAUUAUAAGCACAUAUAUAAUAUUUAUCAUGAGUUGUAAAGUUUGAAGAGUUAUCUUAUCACUGCAGUUUCUAAACCUGUAAUUUCAGUGGCCAAUAUUGUUGGGUCUGGUAGGCCUACUUUGAUAUGUGCUGUAUUUUAAAUACGCCUCCAGCAGUCAGUGUUAAGUUAAAAAUGUCUUCUUGAAAACUGUUGUUGAAUAAAUAUGUGUGAACCUUACAAGACCCCUGAAUGAUACAGAAGUACUACAAUCAACACUUCCCAGCUUCUUUCAACGAUGGCAACAUAAAUCCACACAGAUAUUUGUUGUGUUUCAGCAAAGUGCUGAAGUAAAGAAAUGCAAUUAUUUUUCUGUGUGAAUGAUAAAACUUCUUGUCAUUUUUAAUAGCACGGGAAAGAAAUACAAGACAGCAUAGCCAAACAAUACAUGUAUUUGCUUGCUUGCAACAGGAGCUCUGUAGUGCAUGUCAGUGUUAUGAUUUGUUGGACCUACUUGUAGCAUUCAAACAAAUGACAAUCUUCCCAUGUAGAAAACAACAAAGCUGCGGCUUGGCUACAGGGGAAACAUUAGUCUGGCCUUGUUUUCUCAUAACCUAACUGUUGAAUGAUGCUAAUCAUAUGAAUUAGAGCAUAUGCAUGUAACUGCAAAUCCUAGCUUGUGAAAGUGGUUUGCAACUUGACCUGACUCAACUGAAUGUGGUUGUGUGUGUAGAGUGCUAUACUUUAGCCAUUGUAGUAAGCUGGCAUAUGUCCUCACAAGAUAACUCAAGACAUAAUGUGCUCAUUUAUUGUCACUGGAACACAAUGGCUAUGUAGUGUGGAGCAGUCCUGGCUUCAACAAUUGUGCUAAAACAGAAGCUAUGUAAGCUUAUAAAUGUAAGUGUACUUUUAGUGAAAUAAAUGAAACUAUCUACUGUCA